AUGACAGAGAAGUUAAAUGAUCUGACAGAUUAUAAGGCAGCGCUCGCCCAGCCCUCGGCCACGCCAUGGCCCGUCUCAGAGCUCGCCGACAUCUACUCGGCCCUUACUCUGCACGAUGAUGAGGUGACUGCAAAGGCUCUGGCCGAUGUCAACACUGGGAGCCUCAUUUGCAGUGUAGGGGCUGGUGGACCUGCCCCAGCAGCUAGUGCUGCCCCCUCCACGGCUGCUGCACCAGCUGAGGAGAAGAAAGUGGAAGCGAAGAAAGAAGAGUCUGAGGAGUCUGAUGCUGACAUGGGCUUUGGUCUUUUUGACUAAAUCUUUUGUAACACAUUCAAUAAAAAGCUGA
Molecule: messenger RNA, 346 nt
Organism: Molossus molossus (Pallas's mastiff bat)
Lineage: Eukaryota; Metazoa; Chordata; Mammalia; Chiroptera; Molossidae
Product: 60S acidic ribosomal protein P1-like
Exons: 3
Coding region: 1-315 (104 amino acids)
Biological process (GO): cytoplasmic translation
Cellular component (GO): cytosolic large ribosomal subunit
Molecular function (GO): ribonucleoprotein complex binding; structural constituent of ribosome; protein kinase activator activity
Source: RefSeq, a predicted model, not a curated record